AUGCCCCUCAUCCCGUCAACGAUGACGAUGGGUUCGAAGCCACGCGUGAUCCUGGGGUUGAUGACCUUCGGGCCCCCAGGCACGGAAGCCAAGGGCGCCCGGAUCACCUCGCUGGACGAGUUCAACAAGAGCCUCGACUACCUACAAUCGCAGGGCUACAACGAAGUAGACACCGCGCGGAUGUAUGUUGGCGGCGACCAGGAAGGCUUCACGCGCGAAGCAAAGUGGAAAGAGCGCGGGCUGACGCUGGCGACAAAGUGCUACCCCGCGGAGCCCGGUGGCCAUAAGCCCGCGCAGCUGCGCGCCACGUUGGAGAAGAGCCUGAAGGAGCUGGGCACCGACACGGUGGAUAUCUUCUAUCUGCAUGCGCCGGACCGGAGCGUGCCUUUUGUGGAAACGUUGGGGGAGUGCGACGCCUUGUUCAAGGAGGGCAAGUUCGUCCAGCUGGGUCUGAGCAACUAUGCCGCCUGGGAGGUCGCCGAGAUCUGGAACAUCGCCAAUGAAAGAGGCUGGGUCAAGCCGACCAUCUACCAGGCCAUGUAUAAUGCGCUCACUAGGUCCAUUGAGGUCGAGUUGCUCCCGUGCUGCAGGAAAUACGGUCUGGAUGUGGUGAUCUACAAUCCGCUUGCCGGUGGCGUCUUCAGUGGAAAGUACAAGUCGAAAUCCGAAAUACCUGCGGAAGGACGAUUCGCCAAUGUCAACGAACGGCAAGGCAAGAUGUACAGAGAACGCUAUUUCCAUGACACGACGUUCUCGGCUCUCCAGCACCUUGAACCCGUGGUCAAGCAACACAACCUCACACUCGUGGAAACCGCGCUGCGAUGGUGCGUGCACCACUCCCUCCUGAAAUUGGCCAGCCAGGGCGGCAACGACGGCAUCAUCAUCGGCGUCAGCAGUCUGAGCCAGUUGCAGCAGAACCUGGCGGACCUGGAGAAAGGGCCAUUGCCGGACGAGGUGGUGAAGGUGUUGGAUGAGGCUUGGGAGCUUUAUCUCAAGGGAAAAGAGCCCACUUAUUGGCGGUGA
This is a messenger RNA of Capronia coronata CBS 617.96, 1023 nucleotides long. RefSeq lists its product as uncharacterized. Bases 1 to 1023 code for a protein of 340 amino acids. Gene Ontology annotation, molecular function: oxidoreductase activity. NCBI's taxonomy places the organism in Eukaryota, Fungi, Ascomycota, Eurotiomycetes, Chaetothyriales, Herpotrichiellaceae. The record is from RefSeq and is a predicted model, not a curated record. The transcript has 4 exons.